AGAAAAAAGGAAAACUAUAGUUAGGGUUUCAAAUUUCAGUAUCAAAGCAGCCCUCAAUCGUCCGCAGUUUACUAGAGCCCGCCUCAAAUUGCAUUUCAGAAUCAUCAAACUCAUAAUCGGAAAAAGGUAGAACGGUGGUCGGAGCAUGGAGAUCGAAAAUCAACAUCCAUUCCAGGUCGACCUUGGUAACCUAAUGGCGUUCAAUCCUCACCAUCAUUUUCCUUCACUUCCCUCCUCCAGGGAGGAGCUAGUGAAUGAAUGUCUGCAAAAGGGAACAGAGUUAGUUCAAUUUAUUGCCAAUGAUCUCUUCAACCUGCCUUCAACUGAAGACAGAGAUGGUCCCCUUGUGAAGCUGCCUCCUCCUACUACAAGAUUGCCAAGAGAGAAACCCUUGCCGAAGCCGAAACCUCCUACAAAAUGGGAACUUUUUGCCCAAAAAAAAGGCAUAAAGAAGCGUAAAAAAGAUAAGAGAGUGUAUGAUGAACAGGCAGGUACAUGGAAACGUCGCCAUGGUUAUGAUCGUGCUAAUGAUGAGGAGAACAUACCCAUAAUUGAGGCCAAGAUGACUGAUGAGCCUGGGGAGGAUCCAUUUGCUGCAAGGCGAGCCGAUAAGAAAAAGCGAGUUGAAAAGCAAGAAAAGAAUCGAUUACAGAAUCUGAAGCAAGCUGCAAAAGUUGGCGCACUACCCAGCCAUAUCCAACUAGCUGCCACUGCUUUGCCUAUAACGGGAACUCAAGCUGCACCUAAGAAAAUUACCAAGGAUGAACUUGGAAAUGUAGCUGGAAUGGCAGCAACUUCAACGGCCAGUGGUGGAAAAUUUGACAAGAAGUUGACAGGCGAAAAACCUGCAAAACAUCAAGGAAAAUAUCGCAAGUUUCUGCCUGUAGUGGAGGGAACAGGGAUAGGCUCUCAAGAAAAAGAGCAAACUGAGAAAGUUCUUAACAGAUUAAUUUCCAAGAACUCACACGAGAUUCUCAACGUUAGUAAGGCUGUCAAUAUGUACAACGUGAAAAAGGAAAAGAAACAAAGAAACCAACGAGGAAAGUCUUCAUCAAUGUCGAGCAAGUUGAAACCAAAUAAGAAACUCCAGAAGAAGCCAUUGAAGAAGGGAUCUUCGAAGCAUGGAAAGGCAAAAUGAUCUGCUUACAUUCUGAUUGAAGUUUUGAAUUUUGUACCAUCAUUGUCAUCAUUAUUUAUUAGUGAAGGAAUGCCAGUUUUCUAAAAAAAUUUCUUUUUCUCCAACUCAUCUCUCCCAUGAGAUAAAAUCAAUUUUGUAAAAUUUUUAUUUUAGUGGUGAAUUCCUGCCCAGUUCUAAGCUAUGCCAUUUUGCCCUGUUAGUUCUCUUUUUGAA
This is a messenger RNA of Benincasa hispida (wax gourd), 1351 nucleotides long. Its product is annotated as ribosome biogenesis regulatory protein homolog. Gene Ontology annotation, biological process: endonucleolytic cleavage in ITS1 to separate SSU-rRNA from 5.8S rRNA and LSU-rRNA from tricistronic rRNA transcript (SSU-rRNA, 5.8S rRNA, LSU-rRNA); ribosome biogenesis; ribosomal large subunit biogenesis. Gene Ontology annotation, cellular component: preribosome, large subunit precursor; nucleus; nucleolus. The record is from RefSeq and is a predicted model, not a curated record. NCBI's taxonomy places the organism in Eukaryota, Viridiplantae, Streptophyta, Magnoliopsida, Cucurbitales, Cucurbitaceae. Gene Ontology annotation, molecular function: protein binding.